ACGCGCGGGCGAGGGGGAGGGGGUGUUUUGGUUCUAGUCGCUCGCCGUCCUUUCCAGACUAGGUCGUCGGAAAGCUUCUGGUUCCGGCUUCCCCUUCCCGUUCCCUUUCCCGGCCCCGAUCCUCCCCCUCCUUCCCUUCAGUCCGCCUGCCUUGUUAACCGCUGCUGCCCCGGGUUCAGGGCCAUUUUCCGGGCCGGACGCACUGAGCUGCGCGGCCCCGGGGCCCAGUAUAUGACCCGCCGUCCUGUUACUCCUCGCUUCCUACGCCCCAUGCGGCUGCGGGACCGCGGCGGCGCUGCCCACUAUGGCCCGGAAAGCAGUUAGCAGGAAGCGGAAAGCGCCUGCCUCGCCGGGAGCUGGGAGCGACGCUCAGAGUCCGCAGUUUGGCUGGGACCACUCGCUUCACAAAAGGAAAAGACUGCCGCCAGUGAAGAGAUCCUUGGUGUGCUACCUGAAGAACCGGGAAGUCAGGCUACAGAAUGGAACCAAUUACUCGCGAGUGUUGUAUGGGUAUGCAGCCCAGCAACUUCCCAGUCUCCUGAAGGAGAGAGAGUUUCACCUUGGGACCCUUAAUAAAGUGUUUGCGUCUCAGUGGUUGAAUCAUAGGCAAGUGGUGUGCGGCACAAAAUGCAACACGCUGUUUGUAGUGGAUGUCCAAACAAGCCAGAUCACCAAGAUCCCCAUUCUGAAAGACCGGGAGCCUGGAGUCAUGACCCAGCAGGGCUGUGGUAUUCAUGCCAUUGAACUGAAUCCCUCUAGAACACUGUUAGCCACGGGCGGAGACAACCCCAACAGUCUUGCCAUCUACCGACUGCCCACUCUGGAUCCUGUGUGUGUGGGAGAUGAUGGACACAAGGACUGGAUCUUUUCCAUUGCCUGGAUCAGUGACACUAUGGCAGUGUCUGGCUCACGUGAUGGUUCUAUGGGACUCUGGGAGGUGACAGAUGAUGUGUUGACCAAAAGUGAUGCAAGGCACAACGUGUCACAGGUCCCUGUAUAUUCCCACAUCACUCACAAGGCCUUAAAGGACAUCCCCAAGGAGGACACAAACCCUGACAACUGCAAGGUCCGGGCUCUGGCCUUCAAUGACAAGAACAAGGAAUUGGGAGCAGUAUCUCUGGAUGGCUACUUUCAUCUCUGGAAGGCUGAAAAUACACUAUCUAAGCUGCUCUCCACCAAACUGCCAUAUUGCCGUGAGAAUGUGUGUCUAGCCUAUGGGAGUGAAUGGUCAGUGUAUGCAGUGGGCUCCCAAGCCCAUGUCUCUUUCUUGGAUCCACGGCAGCCAUCAUACAACGUCAAGUCUGUCUGUUCCAGGGAGCGAGGCAGUGGGAUCCGGUCAGUGAGCUUCUACGAGCACAUCAUCACUGUGGGCACAGGGCAGGGCUCCCUGUUGUUCUAUGAUAUCCGAGCUCAGAGAUUCCUGGAAGAGAGGCUCUCGGCUUGUUACGGGUCCAAGCCCAGACUGGCGGGGGAGAAUCUGAAGCUAACCACUGGCAAAGGCUGGCUGAAUCACGAUGAAACCUGGAGGAAUUACUUUUCGGACAUUGAUUUCUUCCCCAAUGCUGUGUACACCCACUGCUACGACUCGUCCGGCACGAAACUCUUUGUGGCAGGAGGUCCCCUCCCUUCAGGGCUCCACGGAAACUAUGCUGGGCUCUGGAGCUGAUGAUCAGUGACAGCUGGCUCUCCCAGAAUGCAGAUUUACACUGACUUCCACCCGCAGUUUCCUGGUUUCUUCUUUUGAACCCCCCCCCCCCAACUGUGUGAGGUCUCAUAUUUUAGUGAGAACACCAGGGUUUGUCCAUAGUUUAGGCACUCAAUAGGAAGAAGCUCUGUACAGAAAGCUGAAGGGCUUUUUAUUUUUAUUUUUUCUUUUUCCCUUUAGGUAAUCAGAAUUGUACCCUUUUUUUCUUUCUGGCUUCUCAGCCAAACGUUGCUGAUCCCCAGUUAGAUGUUUUCGUUAAGUGACACACUCUCCCCUCUCUUGCUUCUUUAGGCAGAAAUGACACAGUCCUUCUCACCCUUACUUCACUCUUGAGAGGUAGGGCUCCUUUAUAAUUAUGUGGUUGCUGUCAGACUUUCUGUGAAAGUUUGAGAGCCGUGUGGGAGUGUGUGUGUGCGUGCGUGUGUGUGUGAGAGAGAGCAGGAGAGAGAGAGAGCGAACUUGCAUGCAUGUAGGUACUGUGUGUCACUGAAGUUAUCUGGAGUGAGGAUUCCUUGUAAUUAAAAUAUUUAUAAAAGAAACAACUUUAUUCACCAAGUCCAGCUUUGGGGCUAGUCUGUAUCUUGUGUGUUAAAGUCUAACACUGAAUAUAGGAAGGAAAACACAUCACCACUGGGAAAAUCCUUGAGCGAGAGCACAGCCUUCCUGGGGCCUCCCCUGCCGGGACUCCCGAGCGAUCCAACCCUACCUGUGUCCUCCGGGUGAGGACACCUCUGGGGCUGUCACUUCCACUUCCCAGCUUCCCCUCCACUCAGCCGGUGGCCACUCCUCUGAAACCUGAGUCUGCAUCCAGAGGCAGCUCUGCACACUGCAGGGCGUCACAGGACUUGGUGAAGAGUUUGCAUCCCAGCCUCCCUCUCCCUUCCUGCCCUCCAGCAAGACCUGGCCCGUGCGUCCUGGGCUGGGGCUAGGGGCCUCCAGUCUGUCACGAUUCACAUAGCUCCCUUGGCUUGGAAGACUUCUCUGCCAUUCUUCCAGUCUCCCCAAUGGAUUCUGCUGUUGCUUCCUAAACUGGGUUCAAUCCAGGAGGGUGAGGGUGCGCAGGGGGUUUAUCCAUGUAUAGUGAGUGUGUCAUGCGUGGAAUAUUCAUUUCCUCAAUGCAGUGAAGCUUGGGGUUGAAGCUCUCCCUCCUCUGUGUGGGCUCGGCCCUAGGUCAGUGAGGGGGUGGCCUGCAGCCAGUAACAUUGUGCAUGUAAAAGCCUCGACGUGAUUAGUACUUGUCUGUUCCUCCCUUGAAACUGUCUGUUUUGUCUGAGGUUUUAAACUUGCGGGCAACUGACUCACCGUGAGGUCCAGUUGCUCCCUGUUUUUUUAUGCAUCAUGUGGAAGAUAACAGCUGUCCCCACCCACAGAUUGCUCCUCUAAGCACAUACUCUGCUUCUCUCAGCAUCUCCUGGGGAAAGGAAAAGUCGCUUACUACCGUACCCCAGAGUGUUUGCUGCUUUCCCAGAUAUCCCUCCUCCCUGGGUAUAAGUAGGGAGGCUCAUCAUGGAACAGGGCAGUGGGGAGAGGAGACAGCAGGUUCCCCAGAGGGGUUGGCAUACAGCACGCCCCACAGGUUCUGGAAUUCUCAUCUUCUAACCUAGAGAAAUAGGUGCUAUAAACAGGGAAUUAAGCAAAAUGCUGGAUGCUAUAAACCUUUUAAUUGUCUUAAUUUUUUUUUUCUAUUAUUAAACUACAGGCUGUAGAUUUCUUAGUUCUCACAGAACUUCUAUCGUUUUAAACUGACUUGUAUAUUUAAAAAAAAAAAAAUCUCAAGUAGGAUGUUUUGUACUGUUUGCCAAGACCCUCUUCUGUGAUGGGUAAUGAGUUUGAUUGUUUGAGAUUUUCUGUUUUUAAAAAUGUAGCACUUGACUUUUUGCCAAGGAAAAAAAUAAAUAUUACUCCA
This is a messenger RNA of Lepus europaeus (European hare), 3611 nucleotides long. It is a transcript of the gene DCAF12, whose product is annotated as DDB1 and CUL4 associated factor 12. Lineage: Eukaryota; Metazoa; Chordata; Mammalia; Lagomorpha; Leporidae. The record is from RefSeq and is a predicted model, not a curated record. Gene Ontology annotation, cellular component: Cul4-RING E3 ubiquitin ligase complex. Bases 305 to 1666 code for a protein of 453 amino acids. The transcript is spliced from 9 exons. Gene Ontology annotation, molecular function: protein binding.